GAUUGCAAAUACGGAAAUACAGUGAGAGCAUCCGCGUCGUUAUAUUUACCUUUCAUCUCAGGCAGUUUAAGAGUUUGUGAUUAAAAGGAGACUGUGCACAAAGCAAGUAUUUUUUCCCCCGCUCUAUGGAUUUGUUGUCGCUUCUGUCAUGGGCCUGCAUCGUGUUCACAGUCGGGAUGUUCUCGACUGGACUGACCGACCUGAAAAAGAUGCGAGAAUCCAAAAGUACAGACAAUAUCCAGUUUCUCCCUUUCCUCACCACGUGCCUCAAUAACCUUGGUUGGAUGUAUUAUGGGAUUCUGAAGAGAGAUCAGACGAUUAUCCUGGUCAACAUCAUCGGUGCUCUUCUCCAGAUACUUUACAUCAUCAUGUACUUCCGCUACACGAAGCAGAGGAGGUUAGUGUCCUCCCAGACCCUCACAGCAGGGAUUGUACUGAUCUGCGGUUGGCUCUACUUCACCAUGUUUCUUACUGAUGGAGACAUUCGUCUCAGCCAGCUGGGACUCACCUGCAGCGUGGUCACCGUCAGCAUGUACCUGUCACCGCUCACCGACCUGGUAGAGAUUGUGCGUAGUGGUAACGUGCAGUGCUUGUCCUUCCCUCUGACUGUAGCCACCUUCUUCACUUCAACCUCCUGGGUCUUCUACGGCCUUCAGCUGAGCGACUACUAUAUUGUGGUUCCAAACACACCUGGUAUUUUCACUAGCCUCAUCAGAUUUUAUCUAUUUUGGAAAUUUGCGUCAGUCAAUCAAGGUUCGCCUUCCUACAAACCCGUGCACAUAUGAUGUUGACAGUUGAAAAAUUCAUCUUCACGGAUGGACGGUUGGCAACAAAGCUUUAGAGUUACAUGUUGGAACAAACUCACCGAGUGACUCGACGUGUAAAGUGUUUUGUUUACUUUUUGGGGGGGAAGAAUAAUGAGGACUUUUACUCAGCUGAGAGUAAAUUUCAUGAUGUCUUUAAUAUGAUUCAACUGUUACUGUUCUGCGGAUAGUUGUUAGACAUGUAACCACGUGUCUCUCUGUGUGUCUCUAAGUGCCUUCUUUUAGGUAAUGUUUGCCAUUAAAGAUUUAUGUGAAUUUUUAGAGGUUAAAAACGUAUAUAUUGUACAGUGGUUAGCACUGUUGCCUCACAGCAGAAAGGUGCUGGUUUGGAUGCACUGGCAAGCUGGGGCCUUUCUUGUGGAGUUGAUCUUUGGGUGCUCUGGCCUGUUUCCUUCCACAGUCCAGAGAUGCACUCAUUUGUUUAACCGGGGAUUCUAAAUUGGCGAUAGUUGUGAAUGUGAGGGUAACUGGUUGUUGGUUUCUCUGUUUAGUGGGAUUUAUACCUCUGAUUUAAAUCUACUCCAUAACGUCAUAAUCAGAAACUCUUCUUAAACCCUGCACCCUAACCAAUGUGCACCUCCCUAGAAAUGUAAUGUAAAAUGUAAUGCCAGUUAGUGAACCAACUGGAAGAGAAUGGAUAAGCUCAAAACUAAAAGUUCACUGCCAACUAGUGUAUUGGAGGUGAAAUUGCAGACUUCUGCGGGCACACUACACAGAAGUACGAAUGCUAACAGCAGCGUUAGCCAAUUGCUUAGGCUAUGCUGUUUUAUGUUUUAGACUCGGAAGUAUAAAUUAAGCUUUUUCCCUGCGAUAGACUGGCGACCUCUUCAGGGUGUACCUCAUCUCUCACAUAUGACAGUCUCCAGCUUCCCUGAAAGCCUGAAUAGAUAUAUAACAGCACAUGCAGUUUGUUACAGUUAUAUUAAAAAAAGGGAAAAUAUUGUAAAGGAAGAAAUUUAUGUCCAUUUUCUGCUGGACAAACAAUGUGUUUUAUUAUUAAAUAAUGAAAGGUGCCAUAUCAAUAAAACUUU
Neolamprologus brichardi is the source of this 1855-nucleotide messenger RNA. RefSeq names its product solute carrier family 50 member 1 (gene slc50a1). Gene Ontology annotation, biological process: carbohydrate transport. Gene Ontology annotation, cellular component: membrane. NCBI's taxonomy places the organism in Eukaryota, Metazoa, Chordata, Actinopteri, Cichliformes, Cichlidae. Gene Ontology annotation, molecular function: sugar transmembrane transporter activity. The record is from RefSeq and is a predicted model, not a curated record.